AUGGAGAGCAUAGAAACAGAGCCUCGAGCAGAUUGCAGCAGUGGGGUGGUGGUUGGGAGGCUGGGAAAGUGGGAUGAUGGUGGGUCCCUUUUUUGCACCCUGCUCGUCAGGGUGUUCGGGAGAGUGGGUUGGGAAUCGGUGGGGGUGGUAAGGGUAAUUAUCUACUGCCAUGUGGUUGUGGCUGUGCUUUCAGUGUGCUCCUCCAGGUUGACAUCAAGUCCAGUGCGCUCCCAAAGGGAUGGCAAAGGUCAGUUGCGCUCCCAUAGGGAUGGCUCUGGUCCGGUGCGCUCCCAAAGGGAUGGCUCUGGUCCGGUGCGCUUCCAGCGGGAUGACUCUUGUCCGGUGCGCUCCCAGAGGGAUAACUCUGGUCUGGUGCGCUCCCGAAAGGAUGGCUCUGGUCCGGUGCGCUCUCAAACCGACGGCUCUGGUCCGGUGCGCUCCCGAAAGGAUGGCUCUGGUCCGGUGCGCUCCCAAACGGAUGGCUCUGGUCCGGUGCGCUCCCAAAGGGAUGGCUCGGGUCCGGUUCGCUCCCAAAGAGAUGGCUCUGGCCCGGUGCGCUCCCAAAGGGAUGGCUCUGGUCCGGAGCACUCCCAACAGGAUGGCUCUGCACACCCCCCCGGCACCUCCCACAGCAACGCCCCUUCUGCCGCCAUCUCCCUCCUCACCUCCUCAUGCCUUUCCUCUGCUUCGUCUCCCUCCGAGUCUCCUCCCAGUCUUGCUGCUCCCCCAGACCUGUCCGUUUCCCCAUCUGCAGCUGCUGGUUGUGACGACCAGGUGAGCCGCAUGGGAAGGCACUCACAGCGGGGCGCCGGCUGCUCCAGCUCCACCGGACCUACCACCCAGGCUCGGUCGCCCUCUGGCUCGGAGGGGCCGGAGGGAGGAAAGGGAGUAACAGGGGUAGGAGGGAGUGCGGAAGGGAAACGCCUCCCCAUCACCUGGUCGCAGGAUUCGCUCCAGCUCUGCCUCGGCUGCGCUGCCCAGUGCCCACAGCUCCGCCUAAACUGCGCUACCCAUUCCUCUGCGCGCUUCUCCCCCUCGUCUCACCAUCCCAAGCGCCCACUAACCCGCCCCCCCCCCCCCUCCCUCACCUGGUCGCAGGAUUCGCUCCAGCUCAAACGGAUCGGCAUACAGCCCACGUGGCACGGGCUGCUCCAAUCGUAUUGUGGCACGUGUCCUCCCUGCCGCCCCACCGCUUCCCACGCUUUCACUUGCAGCAGUGCAGCUACUGAGCUCUGGAACCGCUCUGCACCCAUCUGUCGGCCGCUCCUUCUCUCCGCCGUCGGUUCUCCCUCCUUCCGUUUCCCCCUCAUUCCCAUUGUAACCGCGACUCCCCGUUCUCGUAACGGGCGCUUCUCCGCACGCCACGUGCGCACCGCCUGGAUGACGUGGACGGAACACAUCGGCGGGGCAUGCCACGUGGAGUGA
This is a messenger RNA of Closterium sp. Naga37s-1, 1425 nucleotides long. The record is from the annotation of a GenBank genome assembly. Lineage: Eukaryota; Viridiplantae; Streptophyta; Zygnematophyceae; Desmidiales; Closteriaceae.